This is a messenger RNA of Cladocopium goreaui, 873 nucleotides long. Lineage: Eukaryota; Dinophyceae; Suessiales; Symbiodiniaceae. The record is from the annotation of a GenBank genome assembly.
AUGUCCAAGUGGUUGUUUGAAAGGUUGAAGAAGGUGAGACAACUUCAGUUGACCAUUGAUAGGAUUCGGGAAUCAGCAGCCGGUUCAGAUGAACGUACUUAUGACUAUUUGUGGAACCGUUUGGAACGAAUCAUUGCCGAGUCACAGCAUGAAAAGAAUCUCUCGUCAAUUCAAGAAGGGUUGAAGAAAGGUCCCAAGAAGUUGGCAACCCCUGGGAAUCCCUCUGACUCAAAGAACACCAAAGGUAAGAAGGGUAAAGGAGCCGAUGGUAAAUCCAAAGGCAAAGGCAAGGAUUCCAAAGGUCAGGGAAAGUCGAAGUCUAGUGGAUCAGGUCAGGGAGGUUCAGGUUCCAAUGACACCAAGAACUCAAAUGGAAAGGGUAAGUCUGACAAUCAGGCUGGUCAGAACACUGCUAAGAAGGAUGGAGUAUGCUUGUUCUACCCCAAGGGUUUGUGCAGGCGAGGUGAGAACAGUCCGUACCGGCAUGAAGGUUCCCCCUCGGCUCCUUCCUCUUCUUUAGGUGGUCAGCCGCCCAACCCAAAGGCUAAGGCGGCACCGGCUGCGCCCAAGGCGUCAGUCGCAACGGCUGCGGUCGCAAUUGUGACUGCCAGUCAGGUGCUUGGCACUGCUGCGAGUAUCCGGAGCUCGCAGUAUCAAGGAGGCUCAUUUGCACUUGAGUGGGCCUUGGAUUCCGGUGCAGGGGAGGACCUGUCUUCGGUUGGCGCGUUUGCUAAUCAGGGAGCUUCUCCCGUCGACCCGCGCUUGCGCGAAGACGGAACCGAAGACCAGCGCUUGCGCGGAUCGGAUCCCAUUUUGGUUGAAGACGUUGCGGAGGAAGCCCCCUCGCUUGACGAAAUGCGUAAAGAAAUGUAA